Cladocopium goreaui is the source of this 817-nucleotide messenger RNA. Lineage: Eukaryota; Dinophyceae; Suessiales; Symbiodiniaceae. The record is from the annotation of a GenBank genome assembly.
AUGAUCCACUGCUUCAACGCAGUGCAGAAGUGUUGCUCAGGGCUCUGCGAUGGAUGCGGAAAUGCAUGUGAAGCUUGCGGCCGUUGCUCUGUAGACCUCUGCGGCGGCUGUGAGCAAACCUGCAAGACCUGCUGCAGGCCACUAGCCACAAUCACCAGCAAACCUUUGGGCUGCUUCGUGAUAAUCGCCGCAGUGUUGAACCUUCCUGCAGCCGCCUUUGCUAUUGCCAGCCUGCAGAACCCACAGCUGCGGGCUUGUAAGGUGCCAUGCUGUCGGGAGAAGGUUCUUGGGGACGGCAAACCUUUUCAAACCUGGGUGGGCUCUGCGAAUCUCUCACAAGUAUCGCAGACCACUGGCUCUGUCAUCAAAGCUGUCAGCCGUGGUGCCAGGAUCAAUGUGACCUUCUCCCUGUACCUUCAGUGGCGCUUGGACCUUUCGAUUCGAUCUGGCACAGAGCAGGGUGCACGCGCGCUUGUGCAGGAGGCGUCUCAAAUUAUUCUGUAUGACUUCGGCUUCUGCUUUUAUGUCAUGUUCUUCGUUUUCAGUGUGGUCUACAGUUUCCUUGGCAUCGGGUGGAGUGCAGAUUGUCCCGCUCGUGACUCCGCUCCCAUCUGGGCUGCAGUCUUCCUGUUACUCUUUGCAUUUUGGACGGCCCUGUUCAGCUGCUGUUGGGGACUCGCUGCAAGCUGUUGGGGCGUUCUGGAGACCAUUGGCAUCUCAUCAUCCUUUGCAAACCUCUUCUUCGGCAGUACCAACUCUGCAAGGGAGAGGCCUCCAGGGGGCGCAACUGCAUCGCAGGCGCUCUAUGGUGGCCAAU